AUGUGCGAAAAUUUAAAGGGCAACCCGUUCGCCGGAUUGUUUUCCACGGAUAAUGAUGCUGUCUCAUUCUUGCAGCAUCAUGCUAAAAGCGUCGAAGCCAACGAUGCAAAUUAUGCGAAACAAUCGUCGGACGCGAUUGAAGAUAAUGGACUUUCCGAGAAAGUGGCGGAGCCCGCAAAUUCCGACCAGGUUGACGAUCAGCUCAUGGCACGUGUAUUCGGUAUAACGUUACGUGAAGAUAGCGACGCACAAGGAUCUCUGGUGUUUAUUGACUCCGACUCUAUAGAACAUGCUGUUUUCGAGCGCCUGAUGCUACCAGAUCCCAAACCUGCCAAAGCACGAGAUAUCGAUAACCAUGUCGUUGAAACGCAGGUUAUAACCUACCUCUACGAAUGCUACUGUCGUUUAAAACAUUACCAAAUAGAUGGCUGCGAGGAUAAUGUGAGAAACGCUUGUCAAAUUGUACUGCAAAAUGUCAAUACGGUCUUACAGGAACCAGCCCUGUUUCAGUCUCAGGAGGUUUACAGUCAAUUUGUUGCUUUAUUUGUGGAUGACAUUACAUCAAAGACAGAAUUAUUAUCAUUUGUCAGUGGUAUAGUGGAGGAAUUAAUAUCAGCAAACAGUAAAAGCGACAUAGAUGAUUUAAUUAAAAAAUCUUUUUCUCCUGUUCUUAAUAUUGUUCGUAAGGAGGCAGCUCAAAGCAAUCUUUUUACCUUCCGCCAUCAGUGGUUUGCUUUGCUCAACACAUUUUCCACCAUUGAACCAUUAGCGAAAUUGAUAAUUUGUCACAGUACACCAAGAAAGAAAGAAAAUGUGCAGGGUUGCGUAUAUUCAGACACAUUAUUAGGUGUGCUCUUUAGCAUAAGCUGUCUACCAAAAAAAGCUAAAGAUUCGUAUGAUCUUUUUGAAAAGCCUCUGCAGGAACCAAGCACAAUCAUGGAAGCUACCAUAUGGAGAGCCAUGGACAAUCUGAGUGAAGCCUUGUACAAAGUUUUCCAUUCCUUGCUUAAAUGCUCGACGGAAGUUCGUCACUUGACUUUACAGUGGUUGGGUAACUGUCUUUACGCAAACGCAAGUAGAGGAAAACUCUGGAACUCUCAAAUGGAGAUGGGAUUACUGACUGGAGGACAUAUGUGCGUGUCGGAUGGUUUUAUGCUGAAUGUGGGCAAUGUAUUGUUACGUCUUUGUCAACCAUUUUGUACUAAGUUAAAUGAUAAAGUACCAAAGAUAGAUCCUACAUAUUGUAGCGCAGAGGCAAAGGACGAAACUGAGAGUUUACAGCGUGGUAUACAUAUGAAAGGAUUGAGUUCAGAGACUUGUUUAAUACCAACUCCAGAAGACGAAAAUCGACCGAUGUCAGAUACAUUUGGAUUCAUAACAGAAUGUUUUUUCCUUACACAUCGCGCAUUAGAUCUUGGCUAUAGAGUUAUCCUGGACAAAUUUUCAAAAACAAAUCAAGAUUUGGCUAGGAUACAGAGAUCUUAUAAUGCAAUUCGAACUGAAACCGGACCUACACAACAGAAUUUGGAAGAGUUCCUAACAAAACAAAUGGAGAGCGAGAUGAAAAAAUAUCUUUCUCUUAAAGCGAGUUUAUUAGUCCCAGAAAUGUUAGAACACUUGACGAAAUUUCACGCAAUGACAGCGUCCUGGUUAAUUCAAGUCAAUUUAUAUGUUGUAACUGAAGAAGAGGGCAAACAAAAUUUUACACCAAAACAGUAUAUACCUGUUACAUUCCCAUUACCAGAAACUGUUCCAAUUACAUUAAGAUGCAUUCCUGAGUUUGUAGUAGAGAAUACCAUUGGAUUCUUAUGUUUUUUACGUCGUGUGAGUCCCAACACGUUCGAGGAACAGGGUCCGAGUUUUUUGAAUCCGAUCUUGACGGAGGUCAUAGUUCUAAUGGAAUCUCAGCAUCGUUUGUACAACCCGCAUCUGCGCGCGAGUUUAGCUGAAAGUCUGGAGGCACUUUUGCCAAUUGUGGACGACAAUGUUGCUCCAGCAACACCAAACUUGGGAACAUUCCAUAGGGAACAGUUGUUCCUUACUCAUCCACACAGACAACAGAUAAUUGUCAACUUACUGCAUGUAUUUGUAAGUAUUGAGAUGACUGGGCAAAGUGUACAGUUUGAACAAAAGUUCAACUACCGUCGUCCAAUGUAUGUUGUUAUGGAUUAUUUAUGGAAACAUGCUGAGCAUCGUAAUAACUUUACUGUUUUAGCUCAAGAAGCAGAGAAUAACAUGGAAGCAGUUCAACCACCCUUGUUUCUACGUUUUAUUAAUCUAUUAAUGAACGAUGCUGUGUUUCUCUUGGAUGAAGCUUUAUCAAAUAUGGCAAAUUUGAAACAAAUGGUUCAAGCUAGAGAAAACGGAGAAUGGAUUAACUUGUCACAAAAUGAACGCGAGCAGCAACUAGCGUACCUUCAACACAUUGGUAUGAUUGCUCGCUUUGAUAAUAUUUUGGGUAGUAAAACUAUACAGACGAUAAAAAUGCUGACUACUGAAAUAAAGUCGAUCUUUUGCCAUCCAACCAUGGUGGACCGCAUCGCUUCUAUGCUCAAUUAUUUGUUAUUGCAAUUAGUAGGACCAAAUCAAAAAAAUUUUAAGGUAAAUGAUCAAAAGGAAUAUGCAUUCAAUCCUGCAAAUUUGGUAUUAAGUAUAUGCGAGAUCUACAUUAAUUUGAGUAAAAGUGAAAGUUUUACACUCGCUGUGUCUCAAGACGGACGCUCGUAUAGUCCGGAAUUAUUUAAACUUGCAGAUAAUGUACUUGUUCGUAUCGGUGGUGUUGGAAUCUUGGGAGAUCUGGAUCAAUUUGCAAAAAGUGUAGAAAAAGCAGCAAAUCAAAAGCGACAGGAAGAUGAGAUUUUGACAGAUGCCCCUGACGAAUUCUUAGAUCCAAUUAUGUCAACUGUCAUGAUGGAUCCCGUUAUUUUGCCAUCAUCGAAAAUAACUAUCGAUCGUCAAACUAUAGCAAGACAUUUGCUAAGUGAUCAAACUGAUCCUUUCAAUCGAUCUCCACUUACAAUGGACAUGGUGAAAUCGAAUGUCGAACUUCAACAAGAGAUACAAGAGUGGAUUUCACAGAAAAAACAAGAGAAAGCGUUAAGAACUGACACAUAAUUUAACAUCAAUUAUACCACAAUGAAUAAUGUUGAAAAAUGAAAUUUAUAUACGCGUUCUUUAAAACAAAUUGUAAAUCGCAUAUCGACACGUAUUGACAACUUUACGAUUGGUAAAAAAAAAUUUGGAUUUGGAAAACGCCAUUUCGAAUACGUGAAACGAAAAAUACAUAUUUCAUCGUAUUUUAUCAGGAUUUCCCCUGAUGUUCGAUUUGCCCACAAUGGUAGACACAAAAAGCAAUUUUAUAAAUAUGUACUUUAUAAUAAUAUAAUUAUGUACAGGGUUAUAACAAAUAUAGAGUUAUGACAGUUUCACUAAUAUUGAUUGAUGAAAUGUUAUACACAGAUAGAUGGCGCACGAUUUUAGGAAUCGGUGCAUCAAAAAGAUAACUGUAUAUUUCAUGCACUGUAUAGAAUAAAAUAUGUUAUUUAUGAA
Molecule: messenger RNA, 3549 nt
Organism: Monomorium pharaonis (pharaoh ant)
Lineage: Eukaryota; Metazoa; Arthropoda; Insecta; Hymenoptera; Formicidae
Gene: Ube4A
Product: ubiquitin conjugation factor E4 A
Exons: 14
Coding region: 1-3114 (1037 amino acids)
Biological process (GO): protein polyubiquitination
Cellular component (GO): ubiquitin ligase complex; cytoplasm; nucleus
Molecular function (GO): ubiquitin-ubiquitin ligase activity
Source: RefSeq, a predicted model, not a curated record